This is a messenger RNA of Doryrhamphus excisus (bluestripe pipefish), 2726 nucleotides long. RefSeq names its product ferrochelatase (gene fech). Gene Ontology annotation, biological process: heme biosynthetic process. Gene Ontology annotation, molecular function: protoporphyrin ferrochelatase activity. Gene Ontology annotation, cellular component: mitochondrion. NCBI's taxonomy places the organism in Eukaryota, Metazoa, Chordata, Actinopteri, Syngnathiformes, Syngnathidae. The record is from RefSeq and is a predicted model, not a curated record.
ACACGGCCAGCUGGUGGUGGUAGCUGAAGGAAUCUACUUGGUAUAUCAGACAAGGAAACACACGGGAAGGACAGACAGACAGUCUUGGGGGGAGUUAACGAGAUCAGAAGUGUACUUCGUCUUUAUCAGGGUGACUUUUCUGGAGAUAGCGACUGGAAACUACAAUGAUGGCAGUCCUGGGCAGCGCCGGUCGCUUGAUACACUUUGCCAGGAGCAGUGUCAGUUUGAGCAUGAGGCGACGCUCCACUGCUGCCGCUUUGGCCCAGAACGCCACCCCAGAGACACAGGACAAUAGGAAACCGAAGACAGGCAUCCUGAUGCUGAACAUGGGAGGACCCGAGAAACUGGAAGAUGUGCACGACUUCCUGUUGAGGCUCUUCAUGGAUACUGACCUGAUGAAACUCCCUGUACAGAAUAAGUUGGGUCCAUUCAUUGCUAAGCGUCGCACGCCAAAGAUUCAGGAGCAGUACAGUAAGAUCGGAGGCGGAUCGCCCAUUAAACACUGGACCUCCAUGCAGGGGGAGGGUAUGGUGAAGCUGCUGGAUGAGAUGAGCCCUGAAACAGCUCCUCAUAAAUUCUACAUUGGAUUCCGGUAUGUUAACCCACUGACUGAGGAGGCCAUCGAGGAAAUGGAGAAAGACGGAGUGGACCGAGCUGUGGCCUUCACACAGUACCCCCAGUACAGCUGCUCCACCACAGGCAGCAGUCUAAACGCCAUCUACCGGUACUAUAGAAACAGAGGUGACCGUCCCAAAAUGAGAUGGAGCGUCAUUGACCGUUGGCCCACACACCCUCUGCUGGUGGAGUGUUUUGCGGAACAUGUCAGUAAUGAGCUGCUGAAGUUCCCAGAGGAGAAAAGAGAUGAUGUUGUCAUUCUCUUCUCCGCACAUUCACUUCCUAUGGCUGUUGUAAAUAGAGGUGACCCAUAUCCCCAGGAAGUGGGAGCCACAGUUCAGAGAGUUAUGGAGAGACUAGGACACUGUAACCCUUACAGACUGGUGUGGCAAUCCAGGGUGGGGCCCAUGGCUUGGCUUGGGCCGCAGACGGACGAAGUCAUCAAAGGUCUUUGUGAAAGGGGGAAGAAGAACAUCCUGCUCGUGCCAAUCGCUUUCACAUCCGAUCACAUAGAGACGUUACACGAGCUGGACAUCGAGUAUGGACAGGUGCUCGGAGAAGAGUGUGGUGUGGAGAACCUCAGGAGAGCAGAGUCGUUGAAUGGAAACCCUCUUUUUAUGAAGGCUCUGGCUGAACUGGUCCAAUCUCACCUGAAGUCCAAUGAGCCAUGUUCCCGCCAGCUGACCCUACGCUGCCCGCUGUGCACCAACCCCACCUGUGGAGAGACCAAGGCCUUCUUUGCCAACCAGAAACGAACAUAGUAACACACACACACACACACACACACACAGCGUGAGUGUGUGCUGCCUGUGAAGACACAUGGGGGCUGUGUGGAUGAGAAGACUGUCUCAUGUAAGAACAUCAAAUGAAUGAAGACGGAUCAUUCCUGCAAAUCCACCCUUGACAUCUUAGUUUUUCUUAAAAUAUUUUGACGGAAAAAAAAAAAAAACAUAAAAAGGAAAUAAGUCAAUAAGCUAAGUCAUAAGUUUGCAGUUUGCCUUUUGUUUACACGGACAAUACAAUUGAUUGCCAAUGUUGCUUCUUUCUGGAAUUAGCAGAACACCUUUUGAGCGAUCAAAGUGUUGUGUUGUUGCUAAUCAUCAAUAACGAGUGCGACACACGCCGCUCCGAUAACUCCACAUAAAGCUCAAGACUCAAGGGUAUUGUCAUUUUGGUUGAGUAUGUUUUUCCUGAUACGUCACCUUCAUGUAGCAAACCUUAAACGCAGCAUUUUCUGAUCGCUCCAAACACAUUCUGCAGAUGUGUCUAAAUGUCUGUUUGAUUUCAGCGCCUCAUAUUUGCUACUGGGUUGAAAAACGUUACUUUACAGAAAUGUACCAUGACCCCCCCCCCCAACUCAGUGAAUGAGGACACAGUGGCAAAGCACUUUGAAUACCUUAAAGGUAUAAAAAUACAACACAUGAGAAAACCCAGUUACCCAUUUUUUAACAUAAACGUGAAUAAAUAAGGCCCUGUGCCCUACUCUUAUUGUUUUUUUUUGCCACAACAAUGUGCCUUUUACACUGGUUGCUUUUAUUUAGAUUUUUCAAAUGAGGUAAUAAUGUUUGACUUUACUGACUCCGGUAGCUCGUUGUAACCAACUGUCAUACCCGCAUGACUUUAACAGAUAUUUUUUGUUUGUUUGCUUGUUUCUGCAUCAACCAUCUUCCACUGAAAUACAAAACAAGUUUGAUCAUGUCGGUACACCUCAUGGAUGUUUUUUUUGUUGUUAUCAGUGUAUAGUAUUUUUUUGCGGUGUUUGUGCACAGCAACAUCCGAGAAAAAUGUGCUAAAAGUGAAGUUAUGGCCGGAAAACAUAAUUUUAAACAUUUUGAUUUUAUUUUUGAAACAUAAUUUAACAUAUACCUAAAUUGCUCCAUACAAUAGUGAAACUCAGCAAUUGAAAAUAACUCCUCCCCUGUAGCGCUGCCAAAUAUUGGAUUUUUGCUGUGCACCUGAAAAGUACAUUACGCUACAUUUAUAAUUAAUAUUGUAUUUAUUUGCUUUUGUUUUGUUGUUCUCGACUACCUGUUUUUUUCUAUAUCAUUGAGCCAUGGGGUGUCGGUAUGUCUUCCUGCAUAGUAAAACACAAUAAACAGCUGAAGAUGAAA